Galleria mellonella (greater wax moth) is the source of this 1158-nucleotide messenger RNA. RefSeq lists its product as uncharacterized. NCBI's taxonomy places the organism in Eukaryota, Metazoa, Arthropoda, Insecta, Lepidoptera, Pyralidae. The coding region runs from base 82 to 972 and encodes 296 amino acids. The transcript is spliced from 3 exons. The record is from RefSeq and is a predicted model, not a curated record.
AAUUAAAUCAUUGUUACUCCAUUAACCGGCCGUGCCGAACGUCUAAUUAAUCAAAUCUAAUGACAAAGUGAAAACAACAAAAUGAAGUGUCUUUUAUUGUUGGCUUCUUUAGCCCUCGUUCGCGGUUAUACCCUCAAAGACAAUGAAAUUCAGACGGCCCGUUUGAGUACAAGUGUCGAUCUAUUGGACAGUGUUAUGAGUGAUUGUUUUGAUACCGAAUCACCGGUAUCAUGCCUUAAAGUGAAAGUUCUUUCUUUCUUGGAUACUAAGCUCGGUGUAACUUCGGAAUCUGCUAGAGCUUUCGAGGAGAAAAACAUUGACAAAGUUAUCUUCGAUCGUGUUGGGAGGAUCCUAAACACAAAUGAAUUCAGGUUCCAGUUGCCUGAAUUCUUAUUCCAAGGAGCUGAAGUGUCAUACAGAGCCGACAGAGGCUUCGAUGUGGACUUGCCUGAAUCUGAUAAUGAAAACGGAGAAGCUCGUGGCAUCUUGAAGAAGAAGCUGUUGCUGCCUGUUCUACUUCUGCUUAAGUUGAAGUUGAAGGCUUUGACGCCGAUACUACUCGCAAUCGUUGGUAUCAAGGCGAUUAAAGCUCUCAUUCUUAGCAAGCUCGCGAUCACAUUGGUUAUUGGAUUCCUCGUCUACAAUCUAAUCAUGAAGAAAGGAGCAAUGCCAAUGGCGAUGGCACCAACUGAAGCCCCUGCCCCACCUGCGUCCCAAUACGGCCCACCAUCUUCACAAUACGGACCUGCAGCGUCAACACCGGCAGCGCCCCAAGAUUCUUACAGUCCACAGUGGGAACCUUCUGCUUCUGGACCCUAUUCCAGGGUGUGGGAUCCUUCACAACUGGCCUACAGCUCAUACUACUCUGGUGACUCGAGUUCAUCAGCAGCCUCAAACCAGUCACCUAGCUAUUCCAGUGUAGCUUCUAUCUCAUCAUCGGUCUCAUCAUCAUCAUCAUCGCCCACCCACUAAAAGAACUUCGUCUUACCUCAUGUAAAAUACACGAAAGCACUCGAAUGGUCUUGUACAUAAAAUGAAGGCACGGUUAGGAAAAGCGAAAGUUUAGCGCUAGUUUAUUUAUGUCGAUAUUUAUUUUAUUUAUUGAACACAAUAAAAAAAUGUUGUUUUUUUUAUUACUGGCAUUAUUUCUUGUGACUA